CCAUGCAUAAAUGAACUAUGUACAUACCACAUUUAGCACUCUGAUAACGUCUCCAUGGCUCAAGUGACUCCACUCGGAGCCGGCCUAACUCCAGGCGACAACCCCCACAUCAUUAGGCCCACAAAGCGCCCCACCAUCCUCGUCCCUCUCUGCAGCCUCGUCUUCCUCAUCGGCUUCGUCAGCUUCCUGGUUUUGGUCAUCUAUUUUAUGAUCACCAGGGAUCCCACACUCCCCAAGUUCAAGGUCGAAUCGGCCACCGUGACCCAACUCAACAUAGAAGGCUCCAAGUUAACCGCCACGUGGGACUUCACUCUCCUUGCCACCAACCCUAGCCGCAAACUCGAACCCUACUACAGCCGUGUCCAGGCCGGGGUCCGCUACCAGGAUGGGUACCGCGAUGUUUACACCCUCGUGAAAAAGCCGUUCCCUUCGUUUGUUCUGAGCCGGAGGAACCAGACACGUGUCGGUUUGAGACUCGGAGUGUGGAGGCAACCGGGGAGGCAAGUGGCGCAGGGAAUCUCCGGCGAGAGGAAGAGUGAGUUGGUGAGUUUCGGAGUCAAACUCCUGGCUAAGGUGUGGUUUGAGUACUCUAGGAUAUUGCCGGCGGAACGAGGUUGGCUGCUGGUCUCCUGCGAUAGGGUUGAUUUUGAUUUUUCCGGGAAGAAUGGGACCGGCGAAAUGACGAGUCGGUCUGGGCAGUGCGAUAUUGACUACUACCCAAUACUUCCCUUGGGUAGUACUAUCAGUAAGGAUGAGUUGGCAAAUGCUAUAUAGCUUGAGGUCGGUUCUGACCACCAAUGCAUCAACGGAUGUUUAAUUUCUUUUUAGGUUUUAGAUUCUUGUAUGGCACCGGUAAUUUAAUUUCUUUUUAUUUACUGUGGAUUUGGGUCAUUAAGUAUGUCUUUUUUGAGUUUCUUCUAUUUCAGCUUCUACCUUGAAUUUUUCCAGCUGUUUCUCAUGAUGCAUGAUGAAAAAUAUACAUUGUUUAGUUUAACAACAUAUAUACAAAGUCUUAUGACUGAG
This is a messenger RNA of Rosa rugosa (rugosa rose), 1023 nucleotides long. RefSeq names its product NDR1/HIN1-like protein 3. The coding region runs from base 55 to 774 and encodes 239 amino acids. The record is from RefSeq and is a predicted model, not a curated record. The transcript has a single exon. Gene Ontology annotation, biological process: defense response to other organism. Lineage: Eukaryota; Viridiplantae; Streptophyta; Magnoliopsida; Rosales; Rosaceae.